AUGAAGGGACUGUUUGUUGGUGGGAUUCCUCUGGCCCUGCUCGCAGCCGCGGCCCAGGCCCAGUUCGACGGUGGUCCUGGUGACCUUGGCGUGCCUGGUGAUGCUGGACUGCCUUUUCUGCCCCAGGCCGAUGGGGGCACUGCUCUGGGUGGUCCAUCUGGCAACGAUGAUGGUGACGAUGUUGGAAGCAUCGCCCCUAAUGUCCACACUCACAGCGGUGUCCACGAAUGGAGCAAGGAUGACCACUCCAUUCAUGUCAAAGACAAGGAUGUGUACCCGCCUCCGGCGCCGUGGGAGGGGUCUGUCCCUUUCCCGGAAGGCCCUGGCCCGGUGAUCCCUGGUCUAGGUCCUUUUGAGAAGCGUCGCCACUGGCCUUCAGGUGGCACUGCCAUGGGGGGCCCAUCUGGCAAUGAUGGAGGUCAGAGCUUCGAUAUGCCGAUUACCGGCAACUUCGACACCGAAGUGAACGAGUUCAACAAGGACGACCACUCCAUCCAUGUGAAGCACAAGGAUGUCUACCCCCCAGCUCGACCCGAAUGGGGCUUCCCCUACAAGCGCCAAUGGGAGCCUGAGGACUGGUACGAUCACGACGAUUCCAUCAAUGUUGAGGAGCUCGAUAACCUACCAGAGCCAUGGGACUACCCCUUCAAGCGCGAUUGGGACCCUGAGGAGUGGGGACUUCCGGAAGGUGGCACCGCUAUGGGUGGUCCUUCUGGCAAUGACGGCGGCCAGAGCUUUUCUACCCCUGUCACAAUCAAUACUCACACUGGUGUCAAUGAGCAUUGGGAAGACGACCAUGGUGUCAAUGUCAAGAACAACGAUGUGUACCCUCCCCCUCCCGCGACACCGUUUGGUGCACCGGACUUCGGCGGCCCUGCCUUCCCUGGGCCAGAGCUGAAUGCUCCUCCUUCUUUUGAAGCUCCACCGGCUGAAGCUCCAGCUCCCCCCGCUUUCGAGCCCGCGUCGGCUGCUCCUAUGGCUGAAGCACCUGCCCCGGCUCCUGAAGCACCCGCCGCGGCCCCUGAAGCACCUGCUCCAGCCCCUGAAGCGCCCGCCGCGGCUCCUGAAGCGCCUGUCCCGGCUCCUGUAGCACCCGCGCCAGCUCCUGAAGUAUCCGCUCCGGCUCCUGAAGUGCCUGCUCCAGCUCCUGAAGUGCCUGCUCCAGCUCCUGAAGCGCCUGUUCCGGCUCCUGCAGCACCCACGCCAGCUCCUGAAGCGCCUGUUCCGGCUCCUGCAGCACCCGCGCCAGCUCCCGAAGCAUCCGCUCCGGCUCCUGAAGUGCCUGCUCCAGCUCCUGAAGCGCCUGCCCCGGCUGUGCCGGCCCAAGACCAAUUUGGUGAGACGAUUCCAGAGGGUGGUAUUACUCCCUUCCGCUCUGGCGCUCAGGAUGGUUACGCCGGCGCCUACUCCCCAGACAGCAGCCGCGUGUCCUCAGGGGGUCAAAAUUAUGGCCAGAAUGAUGGCCAGAACGCUGGUCAAAAUGAUGGACAGAACGGCGCAGAUGGUGGCCCCACCAUUGAAGGUGGUCCUUCCGGUAAUGAUGGCGGCAACAGCUUUUCCGGCGGUGCUUCCGUCUCUACUGACAGCCAUGUCAACGAGCACCACCAGGACAACCACGCCAUCAACGCUGAUGUGACCCACGUCCACCCUCCUUGGGAGGUGUAUCCUCCUCCAGUUGUAUACCCUGGCCCCGCGACGCCCUUCGACUUCCCGCCCUCUGGGUUCGAGGAACCCACAUUCGGACCUCCCUCUGGUGAGAUUCCUCCAACUUUCAAGAGCAAGAGCAAUCCGCCCCUCGAGGAGGUGGACCAUGCCCCUGAGUGCGCUGCAUCUGUACGUGAAGUCGAAGUCGUUCGCACUGUUACCAAGACCCACUAUCGACAGGUCGAGAAAACUGCUACUGUUUAUGUGCAGCAGCCCGCUACCAGCAUGAUUGUUGAGACCAGCGCUAUCCCCAUGGCCGCUGUGCCCCAGCAGUCCAACGUUUCAGAGGAGAAGGUGUACUCCAACCCUGCCCUGCACCCCUCGAUGGAGACUGUUGUUGCUAUUCCGGCUCCAUCGUCCAUGGUUCCUGUCUACAGCUACGAUUACAAGUCCCACCGCCCAGUGACCAAGGGCGUCGCCUACUCCAUGAUCCCUGUUGAUGUCCCGGUGCACUCUAGCAGAAUCAUGGGUACGUCAACCCCUGUUCAGAGCAAGGCGAUACCCACUGGUGUCUCUCCCGAAUUUAGCGCAUCAGCCUCUGCUUCUCCUUCUGCUCGUGUGCAGAUGUUCACCGGUGACGCUUCUCGUCUCUCUGGCGGCCUUGUUUCCGUUGCCGCUGCUGUGAUGGGCGUUCUUGCCUUCAUCCUGUAG
Molecule: messenger RNA, 2355 nt
Organism: Penicillium lagena
Lineage: Eukaryota; Fungi; Ascomycota; Eurotiomycetes; Eurotiales; Aspergillaceae
Gene: CweA
Exons: 2
Coding region: 1-2355 (784 amino acids)
Source: RefSeq, a predicted model, not a curated record